Entamoeba histolytica HM-1:IMSS is the source of this 393-nucleotide messenger RNA. RefSeq lists its product as uncharacterized. The coding region runs from base 1 to 393 and encodes 130 amino acids. The record is from RefSeq and is a predicted model, not a curated record. The transcript has a single exon. Lineage: Eukaryota; Evosea; Mastigamoebida; Endamoebidae.
AUGCAAUACCAACAACUUCCUGAACACCCUGAAUACUCUCAACAAACAGCUCAACAAUACCAAACGGUCCCUCCACAAUAUAAUCCACAACCAUAUGUUGUUCAACCCAAUGUUGACCAACAAGAAAAUAAAAGUAUUUAUAGUGAAAACAAUGAAAGUAAUACAUCUGCUAUCUUGUUUGCUUUAGGAUUCUUGUGCUGUUGUGUUUGGUGUUAUGGGUGGUGCCAAUAUAGACACUCUACAAAUAGCCAAGCCCGUAUGUUUGCAGUCUUGUCAAUGGUAUUUUUCAUUGUUUCAACAGUCAUUAUAGUCAUAAGCAUUGGAUUCAGUAUUGUUAUGAUUAUUAUUAGUGUCGCUCUAGCUGCAGCAGCUACAACUGUUGACCCCUACUAA